Molecule: messenger RNA, 1432 nt
Organism: Mus pahari (shrew mouse)
Lineage: Eukaryota; Metazoa; Chordata; Mammalia; Rodentia; Muridae
Product: leukocyte immunoglobulin-like receptor subfamily B member 3A
Exons: 7
Source: RefSeq, a predicted model, not a curated record
CUCUAUAAAGAUGGAAACCUGUAUACAACAGUCACAAAGAACAAACAGAAGCCAGCAAACAAGAGUGAAUUCUCAAUCUCAGAUGUAGACUAUCAANAUGCAGGGCAAUAUCAAUGUGCCUACAGGACGCAGGCUGAAUCAUCAGACUACAGUGACCCCCUGGAUCUAGUGGUGACAGGAGCCUAUGAGAAACCCAGGCUUUCAGCCAAGACCAGCCCUGUGGUGACUUCAGGAGGGUAUGUCACCCUACAGUGUGAGUCCAGGCAGAGCUAUCACAGGCUCAUUCUGACUGUAGAAGGACCACAGAAGCUCUCCUGGAGGGAGAACUCACAGUAUGACUACUCUAUAAGGAAGUACCAUGCCCUGUUCUCUGUGGGCCCUGUGACCNCCAACCAGAGAUGGAUAUACAGAUGCUACAGUUACAACACGAACGAACCAUAUGUGUGGUCAGCUCCUAGUGAACCCCUGGAGCUCCUGGUCUCAGGGAGCCUCCAAAAACCAACCAUCAAGGCUGAACCAGGUCCUGUGAUCGCCUCCAGAAGAGAAAUGACCAUCUGGUGUCAGGGGAACCUGGAUGCAGAAAUAUAUUUUCUGCAUAAAGAAGGAAGCCAAAACACACAGAGCUCACAAGCCCUACAGGAGUCUGGUUACAAGGGCAAGUUCUUCAUCCCUUCUGUGACAGGACAACAUGCAGGGCAAUAUCGUUGUUAUUGUUACAGCUCAGCUGGUUGGUCACAGCCCAGUGACACCCUGGAGCUGGUGGUGACAGGAAUGUAUAACUACUAUAAACUCAGGCUGUCUGCACUGCCCAGCCCUGUGGUGACAGUAGGAGAGAACAUAACCCUCAAAUGUGUCUCACAGAAUAAUUACGAUAAGUUNAUUCUCACCAAGGAAGAUAAGAAAUUCACAAGCUCCCUGGACACACAGUAUAUACAUUCUGAUGGAGUGUACCAAGCCCUAUUUUUGGGGGGACCCAUGACCCCAAAUCAUACAGGGACAUUCAGAUGUUAUGGCUACUACAAGAAUACCCCCUCUGAGUGGUCAGCCUCCAGUGACCCCAAGGACAUCAUGAUCACAGUACAGCUCCGUAUCACUCCUUCCCUCUCAGUGAAGCCUAACUCCACAGUANACUCGGGAGAGAACGUGACCCUGCUGUGUUGGUCAAUGUACUCUGUGGACACUUUCAUUCUGUCCAAGGAGGGAUCAGCCCAGCAACCCCUGCAACUAAAAUCAAAGUACCACGAUCAGCACUUCCAGGCAGAGUUCUCCAUGAGUGCUGUGACCUCCCAUCUCUCAGGCACCUACAGGUGCUAUGGAUCUCAAGACUCAUCUGUCUACCUGUUGUCAUAUGCCAGUGCCCCUGUGGAGCUCACCGUCUCAGGAACCAGUGAAUCCUCCACCUGGUCUCCCAAAAAGCCCUUCUCACCAAUUC